Molecule: messenger RNA, 2292 nt
Organism: Abrus precatorius (Indian licorice)
Lineage: Eukaryota; Viridiplantae; Streptophyta; Magnoliopsida; Fabales; Fabaceae
Product: ABC transporter B family member 26, chloroplastic-like
Exons: 19
Coding region: 95-2161 (688 amino acids)
Biological process (GO): transmembrane transport
Cellular component (GO): membrane
Molecular function (GO): ATP binding; ATP hydrolysis activity; ABC-type transporter activity
Source: RefSeq, a predicted model, not a curated record
AUGCUUAGGAUGUCACGAACUAACGGGUGUGCUGAAAAAAGAAAAUGAAGAAUGCAAAUGGCGUAGUUUGUGAACAUAACAGAAAGCACUGAUCAUGUCCGGUAACCCAAACAUCCUUCGUUUUCCUCACACCAGGCUCGACCCAUCCAACAUGCCAAAAUGGAACACCUUCUUCACCUGCAACUACAACAAACCCCAAACCCACUUUCUCUUCUCCUUCACUGGAUCGGGUCGCUCCAAAACCUUCCGGGUCAGCACCGCGAAAAUCCGUUGCCAAUUCUCCACGUCUGAAAACGGGGACUCUGGUUGCCGGUUCCCAAACGUUCUCGCAAAACGGGUCGGGUUCGUGACCUCCAUUUUACCGGGCGGUAGCUGGUGGACCUUGCCGGAGCACCAGGAACACGGCGCGGGACCGCUGACGGCGAUGGUCGCUCUCCGGCGAACAUGGGAGUUGGUUUCCGACCAGCGAUUGGUUGCGUUUGUGGCAGUUGGGUCCCUCGUUGUCGCUGCUCUUUCAGAAAUCACCAUGCCGAGUAUAUUGGCAGCAUCGAUAUUUUCAGCGCAAAGUGGUGAGACCGUGGCAUUCUCUAGGAAUGCACUGUUUUUGGUUCUUCUGUGUUUAACUUCAGCCAUUUGCAGUGGUCUGAGAAGUGGCUGUUUUGGAAUUUUGAAUGUAACCUUGGUGAAGCGUCUGCGAGAAAAUUUAUAUACAGCGAUUCUUUUUCAGGACAUAUCCUAUUUUGAUAAAGAAAGAGUUGGUGACUUGACAAGCAGGCUUGCAGUAGAUUGUCAACAACUAUCCCAUGUUAUAGGAUAUGAUCUUCAGUUGAUAUUACGCAACACUUGUCAGGGAACAGGAGCAAUAAUCAAUUUGAUGGCUUUAUCUUGGCCUCUGGCAUUUUCCGCAUUGGUGACUUGUUCUAUUUUAUCAGCAAUUUUCCUGGUUUAUGGCCAGUAUCAAAGAAAAGCUGCAAAGUUAAUUCAAGAUUUCACAGCUUGUGCCAGUGAUGUAUCUCAGGAGACACUUUCUUCAAUUAGAAUUGUCCGAGCUUAUGGAACAGGAAAAAAAGAAUUUGGAAGGUACAAGCGAUGGUUACAGAGCUUAGCAUUUGUAAAUGGUCGAGAGAGUGUGGCUAAUGGGUUCUGGAACCUGAUCUUUAACACCUUAUACCGUUCAACUCAGAUAUUUGCAGUGCUAUUAGGAGGGAUAUCUAUUCUCCGAUGUGGUGUAACUGUGGAACAACUUACCAAGUAUGUACUAUACUGUGAGUGGUUGAUUUAUGCUACUUGGAGGGUCACAAACAGCUUAACAUCAUUACUACAGUCCAUUGGAGCAUCGGAACAAAUUUUCCAACUAAUGAAUCUUUUACCUAGUGACCAAUUCAUAGUCAAAGGUGUGAAGUUGCAAAGGUUAGUGGGGCAUAUUCAGUUUGCAAAUAUCAACUUCUUAUAUGCAGGCCAAGAUAGAAUGCCUGUUCUAGAACACUUAAACUUCUCCAUAGAAGCAAAUCAAGUCGUUGCCAUUGUUGGUCUGAGUGGUAGUGGAAAGAGCACAUUGCUCAACCUUUUACUUUGUCUGUAUGAACCUAAUAGUGGUCAGAUAUAUAUUGAUGGGUUCCCUCUUCAAGAGUUGGAUGUCAGGUGGGUGAGACAGAACAUCGGCUAUGUUGCACAGGAAUCCCAUCUCUUUCACAUGGACAUCAAGUCAAACAUAAAGUAUGGUUGUCCUAGGAACAUAAAACAAGAAGAUAUUGAAUGGGCAGCUAAAAAGGCCUAUGCCCAUGACUUUAUUUCUUCACUUCCUAAUGGAUAUGAAACCCUAGUUGACGACAAUGUACUUAGUGGUGGACAAAAACAGCGGAUUGCCAUUGCCAGGGCCAUUCUUAGGGACCCAGUUAUUAUGAUACUUGAUGAAGCAACCAGUGCUCUAGAUUAUGAAAGUGAGCAUUAUAUCAAGGAAGUGUUGUAUGCGAUAAAAGAUGAAUCUAAAACAAGAACCAUCAUCAUAAUUGCACAUAGGCUUUCUACUAUUAAAGCUGCUGAUAGGAUCUUUGUUAUGGAUGAUGGUCGCAUCAUUGAGAUGGGAAACCAUGAAGAGCUUCUGCUCAAGGAUGGGCUCUAUGCAAAGUUAUAUAAAAUUCAAUCAGGUAUUUUGACUUGAUUUAAGAUAGACUUCGACUUUAAUUCGGUAGUGAUGAAGAGGACUCUGCAAUUUAAAUCUACAAAGCCUGAGGUGGAACACUUGAAGACACUUACAAAUGUUGCAAAAAAAAAAAAAAAAUGCCUAACUUC